AUGGCGCCGUAUUCUGUUCUUGUCACGGGCGCAAAUCGAGGAAUAGGCCUCGGGCUCGUCAAGCAGUUUCUGAAGAAUAAAGAUAUCAAGCACGUCAUUGCUACUACGAAAGAAUCGACAGAUAAAGUAAGUAACGAACCACAUUUGGAAUGGAAUAAAUUCCAGUUAUGCCCUUUUUUAGGAAAACCAAACUCCCGACAGCCAAGAGGAAGUGCAGGCCUGAAAGAGAUCUCUGACAAAAGACUAAAAGUGGUUGAAUUGGACCUGUCAUGUGACAAUUCCAUAAAGAAUAUGUAUCCUCAGGUGGAAAAAAUCGUUGGAGAUCAUGGUCUCAAUGUUUUGCUGAACAAUGCUGGAAUAUUCGUCAGUUAUACUACAAAUCAGAAGCCAGACCGUGGCGCUCUUAUCAAAAACUUUGACACUAAUGCAGCCAGUGUUGCCGUACUUACCCAGACGCUCCUUCCGCUGAUACGUAAAGCUGCUAAACAAUCCCAAUCGGACGAGUUCUCGAUUGACCGAGCUGCGAUUCUGAGCAUCUCCGCAAGCAUUGGUUCUAUUUCUGAAAACACAGCAGGCUCCGGUAAUCCAGGAUUGCUAGCCUACAGAAUAAGUAAAGCCGCUUUGAAUGCCUUGAUGAGAACUUUGGCCGUGGAUUUGGAGAAGGAUCGCAUUCUCGUAGCGAACUUCAAUCCUGGAUGGGUAGAAACGGCCAUAGGUGGAAAACAAGCAACUAUGACGGUUGAUGAAGCAACUGAGAGAUUAGUCCCAUCGUUCUACAAACUGACAAAAGAGCACAAUGGUGGCUUUUUCGAAGCAGAUCUCAAACCUAUU
Messenger RNA from Cylicostephanus goldi, 831 nucleotides. NCBI's taxonomy places the organism in Eukaryota, Metazoa, Nematoda, Chromadorea, Rhabditida, Strongylidae. The record is from the annotation of a GenBank genome assembly.